AUGGUGAAGAAAAGUCUCGGUGGCUUAUUCAAUAGUAGCACCGAAGACUCUCAGUCCGAUAUACCACACUAUAUCAACAGGAGCAUUAAGAGUUAUCCACGAGGCUACCCGCGACUUGCCGCAAUAGUUGCUUCGAAUAGAGACUACUUAAUCAUCCGCCAAUUCGGGUACUUGCAUGCGAGGGUGCUACUAGAUCUUCAGGACAAGCUACAAGGGUACGAAGAAGAUCUUGAGAAACGCGACAGAGAGAGCCAUAGUGAGGGUGCCAACAGUCUGCCGUCGAUCCAGAAAAUGGACCUACUCAGAAAUAUUGAAGAGACAUUGAAGAGAUACAAGAUAAUGAUGGAUUAUGCUUCUUCUCCUCAUCUCCAGCAAGAUCCCUCCGAGACGGACAUCAAAAACUUGGGGGCCCUUUCUAACGUACAUGCCCCAUUCGCCAACGAGAAAAAGAAGUACUACCUGUACAAUGAGGAUCUCGUAUCACUGAACUCACAGGAAGACACGGCACGAGUGGAUGGGCUCCUUACGAAGCUCAUCUUCUACAAACCUAAUAAGCUGAUCGAGAAAAUUUUCAAGUACGAAGACAGCACCCACCAGAAUGAUCCAGUAUUCAUUAGCAAAACCAAAUUCAAUGCCGCUAUAGAAAUCAUUCUGGUCUUUACACUUAUUGUGGUUCUCGUAUAUGGCUAUAAGUUAAAGCACCCUUACAGGGGCCACCCUAGUGGGGGCCAUCUCAAAAACGCAACGCGUUUGCAAUAA
Daldinia decipiens is the source of this 759-nucleotide messenger RNA. RefSeq lists its product as uncharacterized. The record is from RefSeq and is a predicted model, not a curated record. The transcript has 6 exons. Bases 1 to 759 code for a protein of 252 amino acids. NCBI's taxonomy places the organism in Eukaryota, Fungi, Ascomycota, Sordariomycetes, Xylariales, Hypoxylaceae.